UGCUACGCCUCCUUGGUCGAAAAGUGUGUGCAACCUUUUUUCUGUUUUUUUUUUCGCCCACAGACCCGUUUACUUUCAUCAACCCAAUCUAUUCACAAUUUAAAUUUGAUUCUUAUUUGGGGUGUGGGGGGUACUCCAUUCAUACAUCGACAUUAAAUUCAAAUUGAAUACAAGCGCUGGGAAAAUGAAUGCUAACAACGCUAGCUAUAAAGCGUUAUAACAGGUAACAUGAUGGCUAAGCUUUGUUUUGUUAGCAUUGUUUGCGCCGUUUUUAUUUUAUUUUACAUAUUUUUGGGGCAUAAAAUCUAAUAAAGCUCAGGUAGGUAACACAGCCUGCACCUCACAGGUCAGCAUUUUCAACUCUGGUACGGACAUACUUUAUUAUGCUAGCGCCAUCCAUUAUGUUUUAAAGUUCUGUCCUCUUGUUUAGCCGCAACGGCAAUACUGCUUGCAGGGGUCGACGGUAAAAGGCCCCCGCUCUGCUGACUAAACAUGGGAUUAGACUUUUGGUGUGUGUAUGGAUGCGUGUGUGUGAUUAAAAAAAGAAAGAAAAAAGAGUAUCUGACGCAGACUGAUUAUUCACUGAUUUGCUGAGAUCGAUGUUAUCACUCCUCAUGGACUGACACGAGUGUGAAUAGGGAUCAAUUUUCUGGUAGGAGAUUUCCGCAUUCUCUGGAGGGAACUGGAAUUUUUUCUUUUUUUUUAUAUAAGCAACAGACAGCAUUGAUGACUUAUGCUGUGCCAAUAAAGUUGUAACAAUGAAUCAAUAGAAAAAAAAGCAUGGAUGUAGAUUUCACUUUAUUGAUCAGACAUGUUUGUGUUCCACUUUAUGGAUUUUAUAUUAGCGUGUUUAAGAAACGAAAGCUAAAGAAUAUCAAAGUAGCCCCCAUAUCGUGAGAUUCUUACGGACAGUGGCGGGGGGUAAGGGGUGGGGGCACGUCUUGGACCAUUCUGUUGAACCAUGAUGAGGCACUGGAUUGCAAAUCAAUACUGUAAUUUAGACACGGGGGGUGGGAGGUGGGAGCAUUGAUUAUCAGUUCCAGCCAAAAGAAGAGAAUGCAGUGCAGAAGGCGAGCGCAAGGACGACCACCGCAGUGACACUCUGGACUAGCAGAAUCUUAAAAAAGUACUUUGUCUUAGAUCCAGAUUUGGGACUGCUGCUGUACUAUGUGAACGAGCAGGGAAUGAACCAAAAGCCACGAGGGUCCCUCCCCUUGAUCGGAGCCACGGUGACUCCGAGUGAUGACGUUCCGCAUAUGUUCGUUGUCAGCGCUGUCAACGGAGAGCUAUACAAACUCCGAGCCUCUGAUGCCAAAGAGCAGCACUAUUGGGUUAGCCAGCUCCAAGCGUGUGCCAGGCGACAUUCAGACUGCAGUGCCAAGGUCAGGAAAUUGAAGGGCUCGGAUGAACACCUGAGUGCUGAAGUAUCCGUAGGAGGACAAGAUGUGCUGGGCUCCUCGUCGUCUGGUCGCAACCGUAGCUUCUCCCUCCUCCCACACCUCACGCCGACUUCAUCGCCGGCUUCUCAGAGGCAACUGGCCCACACGUCUUCGCCGGGCAACAUCGUCACAAUCACGCAUCACAAGUCGCCGGCUGCGGCGCGGCGGGCCAAGAGUCAGUACCCGGGACGGCUGAUGGAGGUCAAAGAGAUGAUGUUCCAGGCCGAGGGCCAACAAAAGAACCUGGUCCAGUCCAUCGACUCGCUGCCCACCAAAGGCCCCAUCUCCUGUCUGGACCAGGACUUGCUGCUGCUCAAAGCCACGUCGGCCGCCACGCUCAGCUGUUUGGGAGAGUGCCUGAACAUCCUCCAACAGAGCAAUAGUCAGGCACCGCCUCUGUCUCAGGCUACUCAUCGCAAUCAUGGAGCCCCUGUCGAUGGCGUUCCCGUGUGGACGGUACCAAAGUCACCCUCGGGGCAGCAUCUGAAAAACGGCGGCCUGACUCCUCUGUGCUCUGCCGAGUCCUCGCCAGCCCUCAGGAAAAGGAGUCUGUCACAUGAUGCAGAGCACCCGGCGGGGCUUGGAGACAUCUGCCAAAGCGAGGAAGUGACGGACGCGGAGGACAACGAGGAGGAGGAGGAGGACCUGGGCGUGCUGGAUGAUCAGAGGAGUGUCAUUCUGCAUUUGCUGUCCCAGCUCAAACUGGGAAUGGACCUCACCCGGGUGGUGCUGCCGACGUUUAUUCUGGAAAAGCGCUCGCUGCUGGAAAUGUACGCCAACUUCAUGGCCCAUCCAGACUUGUUCCUGUCAGUCACAGCCGGCGUUACGGCCGAGGAGCGCAUCGUCCGCUUCGUGGAGUACUACCUGACGUCUUUCCACGAGGGGCGCAAGGGGGCUGUUGCCAAGAAGCCCUACAACCCCGUGCUGGGGGAAACCUUCCACUGCUCCUGGGAAGUACCUCGAGACAAAGUCAAGCCUUGGGUCCGAGCCAACCAGGGGUCCGCUCGCGAGUCGGGCAGCGGCGCGGCGGGCGGCGGAUGCUACCGAGUCCGAUUUGUGGCCGAGCAGGUUUCGCAUCACCCGCCGGUUUCCGCUUUUUACUGCGAGUGCAGAGAGAGGCGGGUGUGCGUCAACGCGCAUGUGUGGACCAAGAGCAAAUUCAUGGGCAUGUCCAUCGGAGUGUCCAUGGUGGGAGAAGGCGUGCUGUGUCUCGCGGAGCACGAGGAGGAGUACGUCUUCUCGCUGCCGUCGGCCUACGCCCGCUCCAUCCUCACCGUGCCCUGGGUUGAACUGGGAGGGAAAGUCUCCAUCAACUGCGCCAAGAGCGGCUACUCGGCUACUGUCACGUUCCACACCAAGCCCUUCUAUGGCGGCAAAGUACACAGAGUGACUGCGGAGGUGAAGCACAACCCGACCAACACCAUCGUGUGUAAAGCGCAGGGGGAGUGGAACGGAACCCUGGAGUUCACCUACAGCAGCGGCGAAACCAAAGUGAUCGACACGGCUAAGCUCCCUGUCACCAGGAAGAAGCUGCGACCGCUCGAGAAACAAGGACGCACGGAGUCCAGGCGGCUGUGGCAACACGUGACCAAGUCGCUGAGAGACGGCAACAUGGACGAGGCGACGGAGCACAAACACGGACUGGAGGAGCAACAGAGGGCGGAAGAGAGACGGAGAGCAGAUGUUAACAAAGCCUGGACGCCGAAAUACUUCACGAAGGAGGGAGACAGCUGGAUGUACAACAAUCCUCUGUGGAAGUCUACCUGACGGCAAGUGGAGGCGUCGCUUCUGGGAGCAGCUGCUUCUUGAAACUGGACAGCGGCGAUUUCGACUCACCCUGUUGCCACGGAGACAGACAGGAAACAAGCAGCCGUGCCAAAGGGAAUGCUCCACAUGAAACAAAGGACAACGUCAUUUUGUACACUGUCGCUCGAGUAAUUAGAGCCAUCCCUCUAUUUUUCACCCGUGUCGAGGCCUUUUGCACAUUCGCAUUAGAGAAGUCUGUCGGCGGUAUUUUUUUACAGCCAAUCCGAGAGUUUUCUCACAUAUCGUCUUCUACUUGGCUCACGUAAUGCUAAUAAAACAAGUAGUUUGUAAAGCACUUUUACCAGCGGAGUCAAGAUACACUUUUAUAAUCUUUGGAUCUGUCUGCCAAUCAGGGUGUUCCAUCGAGCUGGACAUAAAUGUGAAAUCAUAUUGCCAAGACAAAUGUACUCCAUGAAGGUAAUAUGAUUUGAAGUAUUUUAGGGUUGACUUUUUAAGACAGUAUAUUGGCUUUAAUUGCAAACAGCCUUGAUUGUUUGGUCUGCACUUUUGAAUGUAUUCAGACAUUUUUAAUGGUAUACUCCCUACCCCCCACACCCAUCUUCUUGUCUGCUUUAUUUGUGUGUGUGUUAUAUUAUUUAUAGUUUAGUUUCUAUAAAGGCUUUCCUCUCCUCUCGA
Messenger RNA from Hippocampus zosterae (dwarf seahorse), 3881 nucleotides. RefSeq names its product oxysterol-binding protein-related protein 10. The coding region runs from base 1185 to 3206 and encodes 673 amino acids. The transcript is spliced from 13 exons. Gene Ontology annotation, cellular component: membrane; cytosol; intracellular membrane-bounded organelle. Gene Ontology annotation, molecular function: cholesterol binding. NCBI's taxonomy places the organism in Eukaryota, Metazoa, Chordata, Actinopteri, Syngnathiformes, Syngnathidae. The record is from RefSeq and is a predicted model, not a curated record.